CUACCAGAGGCGUCUGAAAAAAUGCGCGAAUCUACAAUUGAAGAAAAUAAAAUCUGCAAAUCAGCAAUAAACUUUUGGAAUAUUCGGCAACCGUCACACCUUAACAUGAGCGAUUCGUAUGAAGCACCAGUGCGCGAAAAGCGCUCAUUUCUCAUGGCUCGAGAUCCCAGCGAUGACCGGCGCUGUCGACCAAGACCGGAGAAAAAGUUGCGUCUGUUCGAUGAUAUACAUGAAGCCAGGGAGAGCACAGACGGCUCAGAGUGCGCAUCCAAUGGUGGAGACUAUGCAACUAGUGUCCCGAGUGCUGAAGAUAGCAGUGUCGGGGAUACUGGGCCACAGGUCUUUUUGCGUCUGCGUCCCGUUGGUGCCGCCUCCAAAGCAUACUCGGUAUCAGACGAUGGAAAAGUGCUGGUUACCAGCGCGAUGAGUGAAAACACCAGCACCAAUGUCAACAAAAUGGAAAAGCACUUUGGAUUCACAUCUAUAUUCGAUGGCUCCGUUGGGCAGCGGGAUGUCUACGACAUCUGUGUUGGUCCCAGGAUUCUGGAUGAAAAAUGCGUUACCAUAAUGACGUAUGGCACUUCAGGCUCGGGAAAAACGUACACAAUGCUUGGCGAUGAUGUGCUUGCUGGUGUUAUACCCCGCGGCCUAGAGCACAUAUUCACCAUCUACAUGGAAAACUUAUACCACUCACCCAAACUAAAACUGGUCAACGGCUGCAUUGAGUUCCUCCAGGACGAGACCACGUUGCGGGAAAUGCAAAUAAGCAAGAAACUGCUUAGCUUGUGCCAGGAUAUUGGCGGGCAUCACGAGCGACUGAAGGAGGCGAUUCAGGGGGAUCACACCUUCGAGACAAAGGCCGACCCGAACGUCUCGGUAAUGAUUUGGGUAUCAUUUGUGGAGAUCUACAAUGAACUGGUAUACGACCUAUUGAGCAUACCGCCGCGUCAAGAAAAUCUUGGUGCUGUUCCGCGAAAGCCCAUGAAGAUCUCCUGCAAUAAAGGUCAAGUAUAUAUCAAGGCCCUGACGACUGUGUUCGUAAGAAGCAGCGAGGAAGCCUUGCGGCUGCUGCGGCUGGGACAGCAGCGUUCCACCUACGCUUCGACCUCGGUAAACGCGAACUCUAGCAGAUCCCACUGUGUCUUCAUCGUGGAUGUGUUGAAGUACAACAGCUCGGGAAUGACCACUCAAUGUUCGUACAAGUUUUGCGACCUUGCGGGCUCGGAGCGUGUAAACAACACGGGCACCAUCGGGUUACGCCUCAAGGAGGCGAAAAACAUCAACACCUCCCUAAUGACUUUGGGGCGGUGUCUGGACGCGGCCAGUACUUCACGGAAGAAGCCAAACAAUGACGUCAUACCAUUUCGCGAUUCAAAGCUUACCAUGCUGUUGCAAGCAGCCCUGCUCGGAAAGGAACGCUUGGCCAUGAUAGUGACUGUCACACCGCUGGAGAAGUUCUAUGAGGAAAACCUGAACGUGCUCAACUUCGCCUCCAUAGCGAAGAAUAUCAUUUUUAAAGAGCCUUUGAUAAAGCAGCAUAGUACACGAUAUUCCGGUUUCUUUGACAACUCUAAAAGGAAUACCCAGUACGAAUACGUCAAAGAGAUUGAGGAGGAUCGCUUUUCGGCAUAAUAACACAUCGUAUAAUACACUUU
Molecule: messenger RNA, 1655 nt
Organism: Drosophila miranda
Lineage: Eukaryota; Metazoa; Arthropoda; Insecta; Diptera; Drosophilidae
Product: kinesin-like protein subito
Exons: 2
Coding region: 22-1632 (536 amino acids)
Biological process (GO): microtubule-based movement
Cellular component (GO): nucleus; kinesin complex; microtubule
Molecular function (GO): microtubule motor activity; ATP hydrolysis activity; microtubule binding
Source: RefSeq, a predicted model, not a curated record